Molecule: messenger RNA, 987 nt
Organism: Vespa crabro (European hornet)
Lineage: Eukaryota; Metazoa; Arthropoda; Insecta; Hymenoptera; Vespidae
Product: luciferin sulfotransferase-like
Exons: 5
Coding region: 1-987 (328 amino acids)
Biological process (GO): sulfation
Cellular component (GO): cytoplasm
Molecular function (GO): sulfotransferase activity
Source: RefSeq, a predicted model, not a curated record
AUGGCUCCGCAAAUAGAUAACACUAACGUAACAUUAGAUCGAAUAUUGAAGGAAAAAUUUACCUCGGAGUUUCGUAGUGGUUACAUUACUGUGGAGGGUGUUUGUUUACCUGAACGUUAUCAACAUUUUGCAGAACAAAUCGAAAAUUUUGAGGUCAAAGAUGAUGAUGUUUGGGUCUGCACCUUUCCAAAAACCGGUACCACAUGGACGCAGGAAAUGGUUUGGUGUAUUGGUAACGAUUUAGAUUUCCAAGGCGCAAAACAAUUAUUGUUUGAAAGAUUUCCAUUCUUAGAGGUCUCAAUUAUCUACGACUUCGAAAAGUCCUUGUUGGAUAUACCAAAUUCAUUGAAUUCCGAGGUAAUGCAAAAUAGCGUGAACUUCAUAAAAAACCAACUCAGUCCAAGAUAUAUCAAAACCCAUCUACCAUUUCAUCUCCUUCCGCGACAAUUAAGAAUGGGUGAAAAGAAAGCACGCAUUAUCAAUGUCAUUAGGAAUCCAAAGGACACGUGUAUCUCUUAUUUUCAUCAUGGCAAGUUGGUUGAAGGUUAUCGAGGUGAUUUCGAUGAAUUUUGCCAGCUUUUUUUAGGAGGAAAACUUACCUACGCUCCGUAUUGGGAGCAUGUCCUUGGUUAUUGGAACAAAAAAAAUGACAUGAAUAUUUUAUUCUUAAAGUACGAAGAUAUGAAGUCUGAUCUUCCGUCUAUAAUCAAGAAAGUAGCCACUUUUCUGAACAAAAGGAUUACAGAUGACGAAGUGCAAACUUUAGCCACGCAUCUCAGCUUUGCGAAUAUGAAGAAGAAUCCUUCGGUGAACUAUAAAGACGCAAUUGAAAAUUACAAAAAAAUAAAAUUAACCAUCACCGAUGGUACAUUCAUUCGAAGCGGAGAGGUCAAUCAAUGGAAAGGAAAAUUAUCUCCUGACAUGGUCGAGAAAUUUGACGGGAUGACUAAGAAAAUAUUUGAUCCUGUUGGUCUUCAUUUUUUUUAA